Molecule: messenger RNA, 1732 nt
Organism: Rhinopithecus roxellana (golden snub-nosed monkey)
Lineage: Eukaryota; Metazoa; Chordata; Mammalia; Primates; Cercopithecidae
Product: ankyrin repeat domain-containing protein 20A2-like
Exons: 14
Molecular function (GO): protein binding
Source: RefSeq, a predicted model, not a curated record
GGGGGUCUGAGAAGAAGUCACUACCAUGAAGUUGUUCGGCUUCGGGAGCCGCAGGGGCCAGAAGGUCCUGGGCUCCACAGACCACGUCUACACGGGUUCAGGGUACCGAAUCCGGGACUCCGAACUGCAGAAGAUCCACAGGGCGGCUGUCAAGGGCGACGCCGCGAAAGUGGAGGGCUGCCUGGCGCGCAGGAGCGGAGACCUGGAUGCCUUGGACAAACAGCACAGAACUGCUCUACAUUUGGCCUGUGCCAGUGGCCAUGCGAAAGUGGUAACUCUCCUGAUUAACAGAAAGUGCCAGAUUGAUAUCUGUGACAAAGAAAACAGGACACCUUUGAUACAGGCUGUCCAUUGCCAGGAAGAGGCUUGCGCCCUUAUUUUGCUGGAACAUGGUGCCAAUCCAAACCUUAAGGAUAUCUAGGGCAACACUGCUCUCCAUGAUGCUGUGUACAAUGAGAGCACCUCACUGGCAGAAAAACUGCUUUCCCAUGGUGCAAAUAUUGAAGCACUGGACAAGGACAAUAAUACUCCACUUUUAUUCGCUAUUAUUUGCAAGAAAGAGAAAAUGGUGGAAUUUCUAUUGAAAAACAAAGCAAGCGUACAUGCCAUUGAUAGGCUGAGACGAACAGCCCUCAUGCUUGCUGUGUACUGUGACUCACCAGCUAUUGUCAACAUCCUUCUUAAGCAAAAUAUUAAUGUCUUCACUCAAGACACGCAUGGAAAAGAUGCAGAAGAUUAUGCUAUUUCUCGUCAUUUGACAAAAAUUCAACAACAAAUUUUGGAACAUAAAAAGAAGAUACUUAAAAAUGACAAACCAGAUGUUGGAAGUUCUGAUGAAUCUGCAGUCAGUAUUUUCCAUGAACUGUGUGUGGAUUCGUUGCCUACAUCGGAUGACGAAGACAUGAGCGUUGCUACUAAGAAGUGUGUCCCCAAGGAUGUGUCACAGCCUUUACCUGGACCUUCCCAUGAAAAAGGCAACAGAAUAGUCAAUGGAAAAGGAGAAGUAGAUAAUGAGGCUAAAGUCAAAGGAGGAAAUAAUACAAACAAAAGUGAAAAAAUACAAGUAUCAGAAAAUCUAUGUGAUCGCAUAUCUGCUGCUGCUGCUGACAGAUUACCCCAACAAAGAAAGACUUGGGAAAUGCAUCCUCAGCAGUUUCCCAAGAAGCUGAAGGAAGAGCGUGAUAGAUGCACCUUAAAACAGGAAAAUGAAGAAAAAGCAAAUGUUAAUACACUGUACAAAAAACAUAGAGAAGAAUUAGAAAGGAAAGAGAAACAACAUAAGAAAGAAGUUGAAGCAAAACAACUUGAACCGACUGUUCAGUCACUAGAGAUGAAACCAAAAACUGCAAGAAAUACUCCAAAUCAGUUCAAUCAAUCUUUGUUUGAUGAUCUUAUGGCAGAGAAGGAAGCUGUAUCUUCAAAAUGUGUCAAUCUGGUGAAAGACAAUCAAGUUCUUCAACAGCAUUUAUUAUCUAUGAAACAAGUACAACAGGAAUGUGAAAAACUUGAGGAGGAUAAAAAGAUGCUGAAAGAACAAAUAUUAAAUCUUAAGACCCAUAUGGAAAACAAUAUGGUAGAACUUGGCGAAGUACAAGAAUAUAAAUCGGAGCUUGAUGAAAAGGCAAUGCAGGCAAUAGAAAAAUUAGAAGAAAUCCAUUUACAGGUUAGUUUUCUAAAUCAGGAUCAAUCUUUCAGAGUAAUGAUUCUCACUAUGGAGUCAUUUGAUGGUUAA